GAAAACAGGGGAGCAUCCGAACUACGACACGGACCCAUGACUUUUAUUUUGACAUCUCAACAGUGAGUACUGCUCAAGCCAAUGAGCGCAUGUAAUCAUCCAGAGAUAUUUACUCAGCACUUCGUUGUGCAGUGAGAUGGAGGCGUUGUUGAAGAGAGAGUUGGCCACAUCUGUUUUGAAGAGCACUGGUCAUUCAGGAGGAGGAUGCAUCAGUGAAGGCCAGAGCUUUGACACUGACACUGGCAGAGUGUUCGUCAAGAUCAACCACAAGGCGGAGGCUAGACGGAUGUUUGAUGGAGAGAUGGCGAGCUUGGAAGCGAUCCUGUCCACGAACGCAGUGAAAGUGCCCAGGCCUGUGAAGGUCUUGGACCUCGAGAGAAGUGGAGCUCUCCUCGUAAUGGAACAUGUGGAUAUGAGGAGCUUAAAUAAAUACUCAUCAAAACUGGGGGAACGACUAGCUGACCUGCAUCUUUACAACAAGAGACAGAUAGAGAAACAAAACAAGGAGCAGCAGACUGUUGGGAAAGGACCAGGACAGUCUGAGGUUGAAACAGCCAACAGGUUUGGGUUUCACGUGAACACAUGCUGUGGUUAUAUCCCUCAGGUAAAUGACUGGCAGGAUGAUUGGGUGUCCUUUUACUCCCAGCAGAGGUUGCAGCACCAGCUCGACUUGGUGGAGCAGUCGUACGGAGACAGAGAGGCCAGGGAAUUGUGGUCCAAACUCCAACUGAAGAUCCCUCAGCUGUUCACAGAUGUAGAGGUGGUUCCAGCGCUGCUGCAUGGAGACCUCUGGGGAGGAAAUGUGGCCGAAUGCUCUGAUGGUCCCGUCAUCUUUGACCCAGCAUCGUUUUAUGGCCAUUCGGAGUACGAGCUGGCUAUUGCCGGCAUAUUUUCUGGUUUUGGGAGCUCGUUUUACAAUGCUUACCAUGAGAAGAUCCCCAAGACCGCUGGGUUUGCAAAGAGACAGCAACUAUACCAGCUGUUCCACUAUCUGAACCACUGGAAUCAUUUUGGUGGGGGUUACAGGGGCUCUUCUCUACGGAUCAUGAAGGAUCUAACAAAGUAGAUGCUCUUUAUUAAAGGAUCCUUCUCAAGUCUUCAUUUAUGAAGGUGGAUGAUAAACUAACUCGAAGUUAGUCACACACUUUGAAUCGAACAUCACCUGUCUGAUGGAAAUGCAUUGACAAGAUGA
Messenger RNA from Rhinichthys klamathensis goyatoka, 1192 nucleotides. It is a transcript of the gene fn3krp, whose product is annotated as fructosamine 3 kinase related protein. The transcript is spliced from 7 exons. The coding region runs from base 137 to 1066 and encodes 309 amino acids. The record is from RefSeq and is a predicted model, not a curated record. Lineage: Eukaryota; Metazoa; Chordata; Actinopteri; Cypriniformes; Leuciscidae.